AUGGCCACGGACAGAUACACCGUGAGAGCGUGGGAGCAGAUAUCCUAUCUGUGCCCCGGGUCAAGCCAGGAUCACGUUCGGGAGGUGUGGAAUUUGAUCCUCAACCCUAUUUUCCCACUCGUAACGGCUGAUGGUAAGUCUUAUGCUGUGAAGAACGAGGACGACCAAGAUAGAUUCCCUCAGAUCUCCGUUGCUAAUCUGAACGGUCGAUUUGAAACCUCCCCACUCUUUACGGUCUACUGCAUCGGAUUUGCUGACCCUGACACGGAUAUGUGGAAGGUCUUGGAAGAUGUGGUUCAGCUCGACCUACUUGAGGCCUCAAGCCUCUUUGAGGGAAAGCCUCGAGCAAGCCUUUUCGCAGCCAUUGCAGUUGGCCCGAUGGUACGUUUCUACCGACUGGAUGAAGAUGAUUAUUUCUGCUAUGUUGAAUAUCGCGAUAGGGACGCGUAUAACGUUCAUCAGGAUUUCGAUGUCAUCGUUGAACAUCUGCUCCAGAUUCGGGAGGCUAUGGCGUGA
This is a messenger RNA of Aspergillus thermomutatus, 516 nucleotides long. RefSeq lists its product as uncharacterized. The record is from RefSeq and is a predicted model, not a curated record. Bases 1 to 516 code for a protein of 171 amino acids. The transcript has 2 exons. Lineage: Eukaryota; Fungi; Ascomycota; Eurotiomycetes; Eurotiales; Aspergillaceae.